AUGAAACGGCUGAGAGGUUCGGCUCCAUCCGGGAUUGUCUGGGUCCGGGACUCCCGGCCCGAGCUUCCUUCCUACCUGGCACUACAUACUUCACUGGCAACACUUUCUUGCUUCCUUGCUUCCGCUGACACAACCCAAUUUGCUACCGCCACAAACGUAUCUCGAAACAGCGCCUACUGCCAAUUGAUUUCUCCACCCCAGAAUUCCCCUUCUGGACCACAUUUGUCAACCUUCGUCCACUGGCAGAACCACAUCUUCAUGUCAAAGAUUCGAGGGACCUUUGUGCAUACACCUCGUUUAGGAUACCUCGACAUCCUCCACGACCAUUUAAUUGCUUUUAGUGACGACGGCGUUAUCACACAUUUUGAGCGUGCUGAUACUCCGCAAUCGACCAAAUUGCUUGGGAAUGGACUUGGGAAACCUGUCAUCGUCAUCCCACAAGGGUCAUUCAUGCUCCCGACUUUCUGCGAUCUCCACCUCCACGCUCCGCAAUUUCUCUACCAAGGAACGGGGUUAGACCUCCCUCUCAUGCAAUGGCUGGACAAGUACACUCUGAAGGCGGAAUCACGCAUGGAUGAAGACCCUGCUCUCGCAAAACGCGUCUACACCCGCCUCGCAGCUCGCCUGAAAGAGAACGGCACAGGUGCCGUCCUGCUCUUCGGGACGAUAAAGGAAAGGACGAACCUGAUAUUGGCCGAGUGCAUGCAAUCAGCGGGGAUACGUGCUUUCGUUGGAAAACUAUCAAUGGACAUCGACAUCACAUCUCCAGAUUCCCUGACCACCACAUAUGUCGAACCGAAUGCAUCGGCCUCGCUGGAUGCGGCGAAAGCCUUUGUUGACCAUUGCCACGGGCUUGUGAACCACCUACCUGAGUCUCAGAGGCUCGUGGAACCGGUCUUAACUCCGCGUUUCGUUCCUACCUGCACGAACGAGCUCUUGAAAGGCCUGGGUGAACUGUCAGAAGUGCGAGGGAUUAAGGUUCAGAGCCAUCUGGCUGAGGCGAAAGAUCAAGUCGAAUGGGUACGCGCAGAACGUGGUAUGGAGGAUAUCGACGUCUUCGACAAGAGUAAUCUUCUUACUGCACGCACAGUUCAAGCCCAUUGUACCUUCCUUUCUCCGCCCGAUCUCGACCGGCUAUCAAACAAAGGGAGCUCCAUUGCCCAUUGCCCGCUUUCGAACGCGUACUUUUCCGCUAAGCCGUUUCCUCUCCGAGAAGCGCUGGACCAGAACGUAAAAGUGGGUCUCGGAACAGACGUCGCCGGGGGAUAUAGUCUCGAUAUCAUGAACUCCAUGCGUCAGGCUGUUGCGGUCUCGAGGAUGCGGCAAGGGCUGAACCUGAUGGAAAGAACUGGGCAGGUUGAGCCACGAGACCUUUCCGUUGAUUGGAAGGAGGCUUUAUUCCUCGCGACGAGAGGUGGCGCACUUGCUCUCGGGCUUGAAGGGAUAUUCAGGGUUGGCAGCCCAUUCGAUGCUCAAGAAAUCCGCCUUUACGAUGCACAAACUGGCAUAGGGAUUGGCCCACUGGAUUAUUUCGAUCUGGAAAAAGAAGAAUCAGCCCCGCCGCUGUCGCCCGAGGAUACCCGCCUGACGGCAGACGUAAUAGAGAAAUGGUGGUGCGUUGGAGACAGUAGAAAUCGUGGGCGCGUCUGGGUCCAAGGUAACCGAGUCCGCGAGGUGUGA
Molecule: messenger RNA, 1680 nt
Organism: Cyclocybe aegerita
Lineage: Eukaryota; Fungi; Basidiomycota; Agaricomycetes; Agaricales; Hemipholiotaceae
Source: the annotation of a GenBank genome assembly